UAAAAUCUUCACCCACCAAAGCACAAUGUCCGCUAGUAACAGAAGCAAACAAUGGAUUAGAGGUUAUAAAAAAACGUUCACUUCCUUCUACCAGUCAGACAUCAUAUGGCCGUGGUGACAGAUGCAAAAACAAUGCAAUUCUUGAGGAGGUAACCUUAAAACAAACACUUCCUCCGGCCAGUCAUGCAUCAUAUAGCUGUGAUGAGCGACUUAGAAAAGUUGCAGUUUCUCUUCCUCAUACUGGUCUGAACUUGCCACAUACUCAACUCCAAACAUCAAAACCAUCAGGUUUGCGGAUGCCAUCACCCUCGUUGAGUUAUUUUAAUCAGACAAAAGCUUCUUGUUUGCCUGGAACCCAUAAGAGCAGUUCACAACCACACAAGAUUCCUAAUGUGAGGCAAAUUGGUUCUGUAAAUCCAAUUUAUAAUUUGAGACUGCCGUUACUUGAGAAAAUACCAAAUGAGACCAAUGCUGGUACAGUUAUAGAAAACAUCGAUGUCCAGUGUUCAAGUUCUGUUCCAUCUGUUAUUACCGCGGCAACGGACAAAGUGGAUUCAGUCUCACAACUAAGACAUGUGCAGAAAGAACUGAAGCUACGUUCUAAUUCAAAAGGUAAUGGUAUGACAGGCGAUCACAAAAAAAUAAAUAGCAUGGAAGAUGUAAUAUUUCGGAGUGAUGAUAAAUACUUAAUGGAUCAGGAGUCCUCUCUUGCCUUCCCUGAAAAAAGUAUAGAGAUUCAGGGCCACAUUUUGGAGAGGGUUGCAGAUGCUAAUUCAGAAGUCCACAAUAGUAGUGCAGCUGAAUACAAAAUACUUGAUGCCUUGUCCUACUCCAGAUGUAAAGAUCAAACAAAAGAUGAGAGUAGUGCAUUGAAGAGAAUAAGUCGAAUUUCACAUCUGGAUGAUGCAGAAAUGCUGGACUCAGAUAGAAAAUUGUGUGAAGUCAAUGAUGUCAAUGAUUGCAGGUCUAAUGAAGUGGAAAUGGUGGACUCCCCUAAUGUGGAGAAUAUUGCAUUGGUAUCUGGAGACAAUGGGCCAGAUGAAGAGUGCCACAGAUAUAACACUGGGAACAAUGAAGAUAUCUGUUUGGAAGUAAAGUUGUCUGUAGCAAGUGGAUUGCAAAGUAACCCUGAUCUAUUGAAGUAUGUAAACCUGGAAGAAGAAGCAAAUCAAGAAGUCGAUGAUCGUAUUGAUGUGAUUAAGGAACCCCUACCGGGAUCUCUCAAGGACCUGUCGACAGUUGCAAAUUGCACGCACUCUAAUACACAUGAACUAUCUGGAUUUCUUGAUCUUCGACAUCCAAAUGCUAUAGCAGUCCAGGUAUCACAGGAACAUAAGCCCAAAUCAGAUUUGAAUGGAGCUUUGCAUCCAAAUAAUACUUCAUGUAAGGAAUAUGAGGAUAUGGAUGAGCUUGUUUUAGAUUGGUUGGAUGGUUGUGAAAGUGACCCCAAGUUGUCAAAUGCUUGUAUAGUAGUAACAUCAGCAAUAUAUGAUGGCAGACCUGAUUUGGGGGCAGAGGUUGACUACUCAAAUUUGGAACUUGCAGUGACUAGAAGUUCCAUGGUUGAGCAAUCACCAGAAGACGUUCACGAUCAUACAAUUUCCAGGGAUAGCAAUGUGUUAUGUGAUCAAGCUGCUUCUGUGGAAUCUGACUUAUCCUUAAAAACAACCAAUGAAGAAGAUUCUGUUCGAACUUUGGCAUGUAAUUCAUUGGAAGGGAAAAGUCCGUCUCUGUUUGAUCAGACAUCACCAAGUGGAAGCAUUCUGCAGGACAAUGGAGUUAUUGUAUUGGGCAGCAAAACUUUGGCAGAGGAUGCUGAAACCAGCAUUUUGAGAAGUAAUCAUACAGUCAAUGAUGAAAUGCAGCAUGAAUUAGAUGACUCUGUGAACUCACCACGAGAUAAUGAGGCCGCAAAAGAGCUUAAGAAGUCUAUGAGCGGAAAGAAGCAAGAAGGGCUUGUAAUAAUACCACCAUCAAAUGCUGUUCCAUUUUCUGAUGAAUGGUUGGCUGCAAUUGAAGCAGCUGGAGAGGAAAUUUUAACCAAGAAAGGUGGUGCUGUACAGAAUUCACCCCCGAACAAAUCCCCACCUCAACUAGGUCCAUAUUCACCAGUGAAACGAAAACAAAAGCAAGUAAUUGGACCAUUUGAUUGUACAAAACAUAUCAACCCCCCGUGAUUUUCAGUAACUUGAGACCCGUUCGGUCGAUCCCAUUCACCAUAUGACAACAUUUUUUCUCUUGCCAACAACUCAAUGUUGUCGUCACUGAUUCUCUACUGACAUAUUCCACAAUACCUUCCUCUAGAAGUUAUACUUAAGAAAUCCUUUUCUUAGUUUUGCAGUUCUUUUCGGAUUUUA
Messenger RNA from Argentina anserina (silverweed cinquefoil), 2357 nucleotides. RefSeq lists its product as uncharacterized. The transcript is spliced from 5 exons. The record is from RefSeq and is a predicted model, not a curated record. NCBI's taxonomy places the organism in Eukaryota, Viridiplantae, Streptophyta, Magnoliopsida, Rosales, Rosaceae. Gene Ontology annotation, molecular function: microtubule binding. The coding region runs from base 297 to 2177 and encodes 626 amino acids.